Dermatophagoides pteronyssinus (European house dust mite) is the source of this 2808-nucleotide messenger RNA. Its product is annotated as metabotropic glutamate receptor-like. Gene Ontology annotation, biological process: G protein-coupled receptor signaling pathway. The record is from RefSeq and is a predicted model, not a curated record. Gene Ontology annotation, cellular component: membrane. Gene Ontology annotation, molecular function: G protein-coupled receptor activity. NCBI's taxonomy places the organism in Eukaryota, Metazoa, Arthropoda, Arachnida, Sarcoptiformes, Pyroglyphidae.
UAAUAAUUAUAAUUAUAAUAUUAAUAUUAUUAUCAUUAAUAAUGAUUAUACCGAUUACAAUUGCCAAUAAAGUAACUGAACAUGGUGAUAUAUUAUUGGGUGGUUUAUUUCCGAUACAUCAAAAAGGUCAAAAUAGUACACAUUGUGGACCAAUAAAUAAAGAUCGUGGUAUACAACGUUUAGAAGCAAUGUUAUUUGCAAUAGAUAAAAUAAAUCGUGAUCAUACAUUAUUAACAAAUAUAAAAUUAGGUGCAAUCAUAUUAGAUACUUGUUCUUCCGAUACAUAUGCAUUAAAUCAAUCAUUAGAAUUUAUACGUGCAUCAAUUAAUACGGUUGAAGCAUCAGCAUUUGAAUGUAUUGAUGGUUUAACACCGACACCUAAAUAUGAUUGGAAACAUAUUAGUGGUGUUGUUGGUGGUUCAUAUAGUGAGGUUUCAUUACAAGUUGCCAAUUUAUUAAGAUUAUUCAAAAUUCCACAGGUUAGCUACGCAUCAACCGGUACAUCAUUAAGCGAUAAAACACGUUAUGAUUUUUUUGCACGUACCGUACCACCUGAUACUUAUCAAGCAUUAGCAUUAGUUGAUUUAGUAUUAAAAUUUAAUUGGUCAUAUGUUAGUUUAGUUACAUCUGAAGGACAAUAUGGUGAUUCAGGUAUGACCGCAUUUGUACGUGAAGCUAAAAAACGUUCAAUUUGUAUUGCUGCAAAUGAAAAAGUACCACAAAAUGCUGAUUCAAUUUAUUUUCAAUCAAUAUUAUAUAAUUUACGUACAAAACCAAUGGCACGUGGUGUUGUAUUAUUUUUACGUGCUGAAGAUAAUCGUGGUUUAUUGGAAGCAGCACAAUCACUUAAUUUUACUAAUUAUUUUACAUUUGUUGCAUCGGAUGGUUGGGGUAAACAAGAACAUUUAGUAUUAGGUGUUGAACAAAUUGCAGAAGGUGCUAUUACUGUUGAAUUAGCAACAACUGAAGUACAAGAAUUUGAUGAAUAUUUUGCUGAUUUAACUAUUGAAACUAAUCAACGAAAUCCAUGGUUUAAAGAAUAUUGGCGUGAUACAUAUGGUUGUCGUUUUGAUGAUGAUCAAUUUGAAAAUUUAUCAGUGCCUUUAUGUUUACAACAAUUACAUACAACAACAACAACAAAUACAAAUACAAAAAAAACAACAAAAACAUCAACAACAACAACAAUGAUUUAUAAACAAGAAUCUAAAGUACAAUUUGUUGUUGAUGCUGUUUAUUCAUUUGCAUAUGCAUUACAUAAUGCAUGGUUUGAUUUAUGUAAACCAGAUGAAGGUUAUUGUACAAAACUUAAAGAGCUUGAUGGUGAAACAUUUUAUAAACAUUAUUUACUUAAUGUUUCAUUUAUUGAUUUGGCAGGUACUGAAAUACGUUUCGAUAAAAAUGGUGAUGGUCUUGGUCGUUAUAAUAUUUAUAAUUUUCAAUUAAAUAAUAGUCAACGCUCAACAUUAAAAACAAAUCAAUAUAUUUAUAAAAAAGUUGGUCAAUGGAGUGAUGCUGGUUUAGAAUUAUCACUUGAUGAACUUGUAUUUAGUAUUACGCAAGAUGAUGAUAAUUUUCAAGAUAUACAAAUCGAUAGUAUGGAUGGUUUUACACGUAUUGUACGUGUACCAGAAUCAAUUUGUUCAAAACCAUGUAAAGUAGGACAAAUAAAAAUAGUACAACAAGGUGAUCGUUGUUGUUGGAUUUGUGCUGCAUGUAAACCAUAUGAAUAUGUUUAUAAUGAAUCAACAUGUGAAGAUUGUGGUGAAGGACGUUGGCCAUAUCCAGAUAAACAAAAUUGUUAUGAUUUAGAAUUACGUUAUAUGAAAUGGGCAUCAAUGUUUGCUAUUGUGCCAAUCAUUAUAGCACUUAUUGGUCUUAUAUUAACAUUUUUUGUCAUUAUGAUAUUUAUUAAAUAUAGUGACACACCAAUUGUUAAAGCAUCCGGUAGAGAAUUAUCAUUUAUAUUACUUGGUGGUAUUAUAUUUUGUUAUUUAAAUACAUUUAUAUUGAUUGCUAAACCAACAUUAAUCACAUGUGCCAUACAACGUUUUGGGGUUGGUUUUGGUUUUGCUAUUAUUUAUGCAGCAUUAUUAACAAAAACUAAUCGUAUAUCAAGAAUAUUUGAUAGUGCUAGAAAAACCGUACGAAGACCGAGCUUUAUUAGUCCAAAAUCACAAGUUAUUAUUACUGGUUUUUUGGUUAUGAUACAGGUAAUUGGUACAGGUGUUUGGUUUUUACUUGAACCACCCGGUAUUCGUAAAUAUUAUCCUGAUGGUAAAAGAUCUGAAGUAAUACUUAAAUGUCGUGUACGAGAUUCAAGUUUUUUAUUAAGUUUAAUGUAUAAUAUGUUUUUAAUAACAACAUGUACAUUAUAUGCUGUUAAAACAAGAAAAAUACCAGAAAAUUUUAAUGAAUCAAAAUUUAUUGGUUUUACAAUGUAUACAACAUGUAUUAUUUGGUUAGCAUUUGUACCAAUAUAUUUUGGUACUGGUAAUAAUUUUGAAAUUCAAAUAACAACAUUAUGUGUUUCAAUAUCAUUGAGUGCUUAUGUAGCAUUAUUUUGCCUUUUUUCACCAAAAUUAUAUAUAAUUAUAUUUCAUCCGGAUAAAAAUGUUCGUAAAUUAACAAUGAAUAGUGCAACAUAUAAAAAAACAGCAUCAUCAAGUGUUCCAACAACAUCAUCAAAUCACGACUAGAACAUGUAAAAUUAACCGUAUCGGAUGAUAAUCGUGUUUAUGCUGCAACUGAAACAAGUACACGUUCAGUAACAGCAGCAGCAGCUGUUGCAUCAGUUGCAACUGUUGUUAG